Molecule: messenger RNA, 1218 nt
Organism: Postia placenta MAD-698-R-SB12
Lineage: Eukaryota; Fungi; Basidiomycota; Agaricomycetes; Polyporales; Adustoporiaceae
Exons: 12
Coding region: 68-1087 (339 amino acids)
Biological process (GO): pyridoxine biosynthetic process; amino acid metabolic process; pyridoxal 5'-phosphate biosynthetic process
Molecular function (GO): amine-lyase activity
Source: RefSeq, a predicted model, not a curated record
CACCGCACAAACUCGUUUGCCACUCAGAGUCUGCACUGUCCCGUCUGCCUCUUUUCCGUGUGCACCCAUGACCACCCCCAGCACAACCUCGUCUGGCGUCGCCACCCCGCCCGUUCCUCAGGGCGCGGGAAACCCCACCGGCACGCCUGUCCUUGCUCCCACCCGCUCGACCCAGGCCAAGGACGGCGGAAGCAGCAGUGGUAGCCUGGGCACCUUCGGAGUCAAGUCCGGGCUUGCCCAAAUGCUGAAGGGUGGGGUCAUUAUGGAUGUCAUCAAUGCAGAGCAGGCGCGUAUAGCUGAGGAAGCCGGGGCCUGCGCGGUCAUGGCUUUGGAACGAGUUCCCGCAGACAUCCGUGCGAAUGGCGGUGUUGCACGUAUGAGUGAUCCCAAAAUGAUCAAGGAGAUUGUCGAUGCCGUGACCAUCCCCGUCAUGGCGAAGGUCCGCAUAGGACAUUUCGUCGAGGCUCAGAUCCUCCAAGCCAUCGGCAUUGACUACAUCGACGAGUCUGAGGUGCUCUCGCCCGCGGACGAGGAGCAUCACAUCAACAAGCACGCCUAUAAGGUGCCCUUCGUAUGUGGCGCGCGCAACCUCGGCGAGGCGCUCCGCCGCAUUUCCGAGGGCGCGGCGUUCAUCCGCACCAAGGGCGAGGCUGGCACGGGUAACGUCGUUGAGGCCGUGCGCCACCAGCGUGCAGUCAUGAGCGAAAUCCGCAAGGCGAGCGUGAUGAGCGAGGAGGAGCUGUAUGCCUACGCCAAGGAUAUCCAGGCGCCGUUCCAUCUGCUCAAGGAGACCGCACGAACGAAGCGGCUGCCGGUGGUUAAUUUCGCCGCGGGCGGUAUUGCGACCCCUGCCGAUGCUGCCUUGAUGAUGCAGCUCGGUUGCGACGGAGUCUUUGUCGGAUCAGGUAUCUUCCAUGUAAGUUCUGGCGACCCUGCCAAACGUGCACGGGCUAUUGUGCAGGCGGUAACCCACCACAACAAUCCCAAGAUACUUGCAGAGAUUUCAGAAGAUAUCGGCGAGGCCAUGGUCGGGAUCACGAUCACGGAUGAGAUGAAGGGUGGCAGGAUGGCAUCCCGAGGCUGGUGAAAAAGGGCGCAAAUCGCUUGGACUGCGGCCCAAUGAUCAAUUGUGCAGUCCGAAACAUUGUAGAAAAUUUUUGUAUCACUACUGGGAGAUGUGAUGUGUCCUACUACACACAGGGAUCUCGUUCCCAGCAA